AUGACUUUAACUUUGCAAUCGACACGUAAAUUGAACGAUGGAAAUGAGAUUCCCGCGCUUGGAUUCGGUGUAUACCAAAGUGAACCGGGAGACGAAACAGAGCAAGCGGUGCUUCUGGCUCUUGAGGCUGGCUACCGCCACAUUGAUACGGCAUCUUGCUAUUACAACGAAGAAAGCGUUGGUGCUGCGCUCAAGAAGUGUAACAUUCCUCGUAGCCAGAUUUGGAUAACCACGAAGCUUUGGGAUACUGAUCAUGGUUAUGAUAAGGCCAAAGAAGCUUGCUACGAAAGUCUUCGUAAAUUAGGCCUCGACUAUGUCGACUUGUAUUUGAUCCACAGCCCCUGCACAGGAAAACAGCUUCGCAGCGAGAGCUGGAAGGCUCUUGAAGACCUUCAAAAGGAAGGCAAAGUCAGAUCUAUUGGUGUCAGCAACUAUGGUGUCCAUCACAUGAAGGAGGUCUUUGAAGUCGGUUCUAUCAAACCUGCAAUUAAUCAAAUUGAGGUGACUCCGUACCAAGUUAGGGAAGAGCUUUGUCGUUUCUGCCAAGAAAACGGCGUACUCAUAGAAGCAUUUUCACCUUUGACAAUGGGCCUCAAACUGAAGGAGCCUAGGUUGAACAAAAUCGCUCAGAAAUAUGGAAAACAGCCUGCCCAGAUUUUGAUUAGAUGGUCGUUGCAACGUGGACUCAUCCCGCUACCAAAAAGUGUUAACAAGCAGCGAAUUACAGAUAAUUCCAACGUUUUUGACUUUGAGAUUUCCGCUGAAGAUAUGGAGGCUUUAACUAAAAUGGAUGAGUACCUUGUAACGGAAUGGGAUCCUACCAAGUUGCCUUAA
Umbelopsis ramanniana AG is the source of this 834-nucleotide messenger RNA. RefSeq lists its product as uncharacterized. The record is from RefSeq and is a predicted model, not a curated record. The transcript has 8 exons. Gene Ontology annotation, molecular function: oxidoreductase activity. The coding region runs from base 1 to 834 and encodes 277 amino acids. NCBI's taxonomy places the organism in Eukaryota, Fungi, Mucoromycota, Umbelopsidomycetes, Umbelopsidales, Umbelopsidaceae.